Molecule: messenger RNA, 3733 nt
Organism: Schistosoma spindalis
Lineage: Eukaryota; Metazoa; Platyhelminthes; Trematoda; Strigeidida; Schistosomatidae
Source: the annotation of a GenBank genome assembly
UGAUAACAUAUAUGGUAAAGUAAUCUUAGAAAGGUUUUCUUUUAUAAAAUAAAUUGAAUUCAUUAUCAAAUCAGUAUUUCGUUAUAUAUCAAGGAAUCAUAUACAUAUAUUCACAGAUUCAGAUCAUAAUCAAACUAAUAAUGAUUAAGGUGGAGAAGGAAAAUAUCAUGAAUAUAACUGAUAAUAAUGAUGAUAAUGAUGAUGGAAUCAAUAAAGUAACCAAUAUGACAAAUUGUUUGAAUUGUUUAAGAAGUCGUACAACAAUAUUGAUUAUUGUAUUUAUUGCAUUACUUUUAGAUAAUGUAUUAUUAACUACUAUUGUUCCAAUUAUACCUAAAUUAUUAUUAACUAAAGAAAUCAUAGAGAAUAAUUGUACUCAAAUCGAAUGUUCCAAGUCAUCUAAUCAUACAAUAGACAAUUAUAAUGCACAAAUUAAAAUUGGUAUUAUAUUUACUAUUAAACCACUUGUACAAUUUAUAGUGAAUCCAUUUGUUGGUCCAAUCACUAACAGAAUUGGUUAUAGUAUUCCAAUGUUUACUGGAUUUAUACUCUUGUUUGUAUCAACAGUUAUUUUUGCUUUUGAAACAAAUUUCUACAUUUUAUUGAUUGCCAGAGCUAUUCAAGGUGUUGGAUCAGCAUGUUCAUCUGUAUCAGGAAUGGGAAUGUUAGCCACUUAUUAUAUUGAUGAAACAGAACGAGGUCGUGCAUUUGCUAUUGCUUUAAGUGGACUUGCAAUCGGAUUAUUAAUUGGUGCCCCCUAUGGAGGUAUUACAUAUCAAUUUAUAAGUAAACAAGCACCAUUUCUCAUUUUGGCUACUUUAACUAUUGUUGAUGGAAUUCUACAACUGUUAGUCUUGAAACCAAAGAUUCAACGUGAAAGUCAAGAAGGUUCAAAAUUAACUGAAUUAUUAAAAGAUCCAUAUAUUUUAGUAGCAGCUGGUUCAAUUACAUUUGGAAAUCUUGGUAUGUCUGUAUUAGAACCAACUUUACCAUUAUGGAUGAAAACAACAAUGAAUUCUACAGAAUGGCAACAAGGUAUUGCAUUUCUACCAGCUAGUUUAUCAUAUCUAGUUGGUACAAAUAUAUUUGGACCAAUUGCACAUAGAAUUGGUAGUGGAUAUAGUGCAGGUUUAGGUUUAUUAAUUACUACUGGAUGUUUAAUAGCAGUACCAUUUUCCAAACGAAUGGAACAUUUAAUAGCACCUAUGUUUGGUUUGGGGUUCGCUGUUGGUAUGGUUGAUUCAUCAAUGAUGCCAAUCAUGGGUUAUUUAGUAGAUUUAAGACAUGUUGCAGUCUAUGGAAGUGUUUAUGCUAUUGCAGAUGUGGCAUUUUGUAUUUCCUUUGUAGUUGGACCAAUUGUUGGUGCUGUACUAGUGAAAUUCUUAGGUUUUAAUUGGAUGAUUUGGAUUACUGCAAUUCUUUGUUUUCUCUAUGCUCCAUUAACGUUAUUUCUCAGGAAUCCAUCAAGAAAAGAAACAAGUAAUCUAGAGUGACUACUAGUGAAUAUACUUUGUAUUGUGAUGAACUCUACUCAUCAGAUAAGUUGUGUGCCAUUGAACGUCACAUGGAAAUUAAUACGAUUGACAGUUCAAGACAAGUGAAAUGCUACAAAUACUUUUAAGACUAAAAAGUAAGCUAUAGAAGGUAGUCUGCUACCAGCUUCAUUUAUAAAAUACACGAUAGAUUCAAAUGAAAGAUUGAAGAAUAAGUGUAAACUACCUGGUUGGAAUUCGGGAGAUGAUAGCAACCGAUAGUUAGAAACCUUGAAUGUGACAUGGCUCAAAAUCGUUUGCAAUAGCGCAGGUGCAUCCAAUCUUUAUCUUCUCUCAAAUUCUAAUCUUCUGAAUUCUUGGUAUCCUUUAUUUUCUUUCCAAAUAUAUUUCACUGGAUUAUACUCCUUAAAUAACAUUUUCAAACCCUAGUCUUUCCGAUUACUGCUUAUACUUUUACUACCUCUACCAUUUCGGCAUUUGAAUCGACAUCUACAUCUCUGUGCAGUUUGAUUGUACGGAUCUGAAACUUUGAGAACUACUACAAACAUCUUCAAAAAGGUACAAGUAUUUAUAAACAAUAGUCUACACAAGAUAUUCAAUGUCCGUUCACCAGAUACCAUCAGUAAUAGCCUACCGUGGGAGAGAACAAACCAGAUUCCAUCUGAAGAGGAAAUUAGGAAAAGAUGAUGAAAAUGGAUGGAAUAUACAUUAUGGAAAUCAUCAAAUUUCACCACGAGACAAACACAAACUUGGAAUCCUGAAGGGAAGAGAAAAAGUAGAAGGUCAAAGAACACAUUACGUUGGGAAAUAGAGUCAGAUAUGAAAAGGAUGAAUAACAACUGGAAACUGUUGGAAAGGAUUGCUCAGGACAGGGUUAUAUGUAGAGUGCUGGUGAGCGGUCUAUUCUCCUCCACGAGGAGUAACAUCUGUAAGUAAGUAAGACAUAUAUAUAUCAUCUAACACUUAUUAGACUAUCUACCAAUCAUUAUUCUCCUCGUUCAAACAUCAAUAUGUAUAGGAUCUAAAUUUAUCAGUGUUGAGUGUCACUUCUAAGGAUGUUUAGAAAUGUUUGUGAAAAAUAGAGAGAAUCUGGAAAGAAACCCUGUAUAUUAAUUUAACCAAUCAAAAAAUUAAGGAGGAUUCCCAAUAAUAUUUAGUAGAAAGUUCAUCUAUUCAAAAAUUUAAAUUAUACCUAAUUUGACCAAUGAGCUUGAUGGAUGGUGACUAGCAGUGGAAUCCAGAAUGCGUGUUUCAUCCUAAUUAAGAUUCGUCAGAUGGAUGUACCUACAUCCCACAGUUUAUGUUCACUCCAGAGCUCGAGCACAGUACUGUCCACUUCAAAUGCCAUCUCGUUAUCCACUUAGCUUUUGAGUCUUGAUAUCCACUAGCUUGUGCAAUGGAGUGAAGUUUUACUUCUUUUUCGUAUCGGUCGGUUGAAUUUUCCCAUUGAUGGUUAGGAAUGUAAUCGAUCAGUCUCCUAUUAGCAUAUGUACAUCUUUCCCGGCUGUCGUCAGCAUGUUUUUAGGCGAAAAUGGAUGAGGAAUAGAAGUCGUAUCUGUGAUGUGUGCUACUUACGUAGACAUAAGUAGUAUAUGAUGUUAGUCGUGAACAGAAUGUCUGGCAGCAGAGAGACGAGAAGAUCGAACAAUAAAGAAUGAAGAAAGAAUGCAAUUUGUAUGAAAAUGAAAGAACAAAGGGAUUCUGAGUCAUUUGAGACAAUUGACGGACAUUUUGUAAAUUGAGCAUUUACGAUAUGGUUGUUAGAUUUUAACAACAAGUCCUGUAAUUAUGUGUUAAAUACAUUCGAUUGUCCCCACCUGUGUUUUGUUCACCACAGUAUCCAGGACACUUGUUUAGUCCCGGAGUAGUUAUUGACAGUGGUAUGCAGGUAUAUUUGUCUGAUAAGUUCCAAAAUAUUGCGCAACACGUAAUCUGAAUUCUACUGCCAGCCAUCAUCCAUAUUUGCUUAUGAAGUUUGUGACUCAAGGAGAUAUUGAGGCAAUUUGCAUACGAUGCACAUAUAACAACAACAGACAAAUCAAUUGCAGUCCUAAACAACAAUGAAAAGAUACAAGCAAACAUUAUCAAAUGAAUUUAGUUAUCCAAUAGGGAUACACGUUAUAAUAGUCCAUAAUUAACUCCUAGCAGUUACCAUUCAUCCACUCUUCGUUCAAAUAUAACACUUUCCAUUUGUUUUUCCAACAUAUUUUCAAUACAGAUAACAAUUUGUAAAUCUCUUU